CUGCCACAAGUUUACAAAGAUGUAGACAACACUUCUGCUUCUUUCAAUUUAUAUUAUUCUCUUUUGCCCAUCUUUCCAUUAUUUAUAUCCCCUAAAGGGUGUUAAACAAUCCAUGCAACUUUCUUAUGUAGUUGUUUUGUAACUCCUUUUGUUGGGACCAUUAAUUUUCUCCAUCUUAGGACCAUUUUUACAGGAAAAAACAUGGGGGAUAGAUUGCGCCUGGCAGUAGGAGUCAUGGGCAAUGCAGCUUCUUUGUUACUUUAUGCUGCACCAAUAUUAACAUUUGCAAGGGUGCUCAGGAAGAAAGACACAGAGGGGUUUUCAUGCAUUCCUUACAUCAUUGCUUUGUUAAACUGUCUCCUUUAUACUUGGUAUGGACUACCUGUUGUAAGCUGCAGGUGGGAGAAUUUCCCUGUGGUCACUAUAAACGGUUUAGGGACCCUUCUUGAGUUCUCCUUCAUUUUGAUAUAUUUUUGGUUUGCUUCAGCAAGAGACAAGAUGAAGGUUGCUGCUAUAUUGAUACCUGUUGUCCUAGUGUUCGGCGUCACUGCAGUUAUCUCAGGAUUUCUAUUUCAUGACCAUCACCAUCGCAAGGUGUUUGUGGGCAGUGUUGCACUGGUGGCCUCUGUGGCAAUGUAUGGUUCUCCACUGGUGGUUGUGAAGCAAGUUAUUCAAACAAAGAGUGUAGAAUUCAUGCCAUUCUAUUUAUCUUUUUUCUCAUUGAUUGCUAGCUCACUUUGGAUGGCCUAUGGACUGCUGAGCCACGAUCUGUUCCUUGCGUCCCCUAAUCUUGUGGGUAGCCCAUUAGCCAUCCUCCAACUUGUUCUUUAUUGCAAGUACAAGGGCAUUAUAAAAGAACCAAAUAAGAAAUGGGAUUUAGAACAAAAUGAAGACAAAUCCAAACAGUUGCAGCUCGUGAUCAAUAAUAAUGAUGCUAAUGGCAAGAGUUAAAGAAGGUUCCUCAUGGUGUGCAUCAGCAAAGUUUUCCAAGAAGAGAACAAUCCCAUAUGAAGUUAUUAGAAUGGCUCUUUGGCUUCAAGAAAUUCUGCUAAUAUUUAAGGCAUGCUGAUUAAGCAGUGACAUAAAAUAAUAAAAAGUUGCUUCUAGUAGCAGGUCUCUGGUUCCAUGUGAUGUGCUAUCUUAAAACAGCAUGAACAUAGUAGAGUAUGUUGAACAGAAAAUGACCCACUUCUCUUAAUGGAUGCCAAAGUUAGAGCAAUAUUAAAUAGUUCAAAAUCUGGAGCAGUGUAUGUAAAAUGAUUGACCGAGUUAGCUAUUGAAUGUUGUGAAUAAAUCAAUUUUAGCAAUUUAAUAUAACAGAAAACAUAAUAACUAUUGGCUCUCA
Molecule: messenger RNA, 1345 nt
Organism: Mangifera indica (mango)
Lineage: Eukaryota; Viridiplantae; Streptophyta; Magnoliopsida; Sapindales; Anacardiaceae
Product: bidirectional sugar transporter SWEET3-like
Exons: 6
Coding region: 202-951 (249 amino acids)
Biological process (GO): carbohydrate transport
Cellular component (GO): membrane
Molecular function (GO): sugar transmembrane transporter activity
Source: RefSeq, a predicted model, not a curated record